AUGGAGCCCUACGUGUUUCUUUACCCAGAACAGCACAUUGAAGAAAUCCAAGCUGCUUUUGAGAAGUUUAAGUCUCAAGUAGAGCUAUUUACAGAACAACCUGGCGAAAUUAAUCAAGAUUUUAUCAGAUUAAUUUACGACUUAUCGCAUGUCGUCCACCAUCAUGGCUUCGGCGGUGAGUUUUUAGAGAAAUGUUUCGCAUUUCUUGAGACACAUCCAGAAUCUCUUUCACCAGACGCGAGAUCUUCGUUGGUCCAAGCGAUUAUUGUUCUUCACAACCACAAAGUCAUCGAUACUGUUGACCUUAUCGAUCACUUUGUACCACUAUUCCGCUUAAACGACAAAAACGUACGAAGAACCAUAUAUGGACACUUCUUCAACAGAAUUCCAUACCAUCAGACACCACAGAUCAAGAAAGAAUUACAGAAAUACGUUCAGCAUGAAGACCCAAGAGUUUCCUUCAAGACACUUAAGCUCAUUAUUGAUAUUUUCCACAAAGAAAAUAAAGAAGAUCCACAAACAAUCAAUUUCAUCGCUCGCUGCAUAGAUCUCAAGAACCCACGACUUGUAAAUGCUAUCGUUUCAUUCUUCUUGGACCCUUACACUCCAAAACAGGAAUCUUUGAUCGAUGAAGACGAUCUCGAAGAGAUGAGACGUGAAGCAGAGCACCAAAUCCUUAUCAACGGUAAGACAAAGAAGAAUAAGAAGCAAUUGGAGAAGAUUAAGCACAUGAAAGCUUCAAUUCCUCAAGAUCCAGUUCAAGUUUUGGGUUCUCUUGAUGAUCCACUCAAAUUAACAAUCAGACUCUUCUCAUUACUAUCACAGCCAGAGCAUGUUAAGAUUUUUAAAACCAGAGAAACGCAAUUACGUGCUAUGGAACUUAUAUCAAAGUUAAUCUUCCAAUUCUCACUCGAUUUCGACAAAUUCUUUACAUGGUCCGAGCGUUUCAUCCGUCCUAACUAUGAAGAUAUUACAAAAUUGCUUUCUAUCGUUGCAUCCGCUGUUCAUUCAACAACAAACGUCGAUACAGUUGCAGAAGUUUGCAGAACUAUUGCCAAUAACUUCGUGGUCGAUCAUCUCGAUGAAGAAGUACAAAUUGUCGGUAUGAAUACGAUCAGAGAAAUAUGUGCAAGAAAUCCACACGGCAUGACACCCGAAUUACUCGAAGAUCUUACAGCCUACAAGAAAUCAGAUAGAAAGGGCGUAGUCAUGGCCGCUCGUGGCAUUAUCCAAGUUUUCAGAGAAAAUAGACCAGAUAUCUUACCGAAGAGAGAGCGUGGAAAGCCAACAGACGAUGCAGAAGAGCCUCUGGCGUUCGGAGAACAGAGAUCUUCCAACGUUCUUGGAGAACUUGGCGAAAUCGCGAUGACCAGAUUAUUAACAGACGAAGAGAUCGAAAAGAUCAAGAAAGGCAAAGCAGAUGAAAUCGGAGAUGAUGAUAAUAACCCAGAUGAUUCGAUUAUCGAUGAAACUACAUUGACAGAAGGAAGUAGAGUCCACAAGAGGACAAAAGAAGAAAUAGUUGCUGCAGCGAAGGAAGGAAAGCCAGAGAAACACUCUUUCCACAACAAGAAAGAGGAUAAAACAGCUGGUUUCAGUAACAAGGACAAGUUGAAGUUCAAACCUUUCAUGCUCACAAGAUUUAGACAGGAGUCAGGAAGGAUAAAGAACAAGAACCUCAGCGCUGUUCAGAAGGAUAAGAAGAAGAGGGAAGGAAAGCUGAAGACCCUCAAGAUGAGAUAG
Molecule: messenger RNA, 1743 nt
Organism: Trichomonas vaginalis G3
Lineage: Eukaryota; Parabasalia; Trichomonadida; Trichomonadidae
Product: ribosomal large subunit export from nucleus
Exons: 1
Coding region: 1-1743 (580 amino acids)
Biological process (GO): ribosomal large subunit biogenesis; ribosomal large subunit export from nucleus
Cellular component (GO): nucleolus
Source: RefSeq, a predicted model, not a curated record